Messenger RNA from Trifolium pratense (red clover), 2205 nucleotides. Its product is annotated as aspartic proteinase 36-like. Gene Ontology annotation, biological process: proteolysis. NCBI's taxonomy places the organism in Eukaryota, Viridiplantae, Streptophyta, Magnoliopsida, Fabales, Fabaceae. Gene Ontology annotation, molecular function: aspartic-type endopeptidase activity. The transcript is spliced from 10 exons. Bases 441 to 1922 code for a protein of 493 amino acids. The record is from RefSeq and is a predicted model, not a curated record.
ACAUAACGAGAGAAAAGACAAGCAUUCCAUUAUCUUACACUCCAACUACUGUAUUUUUAGAAGAAAAACGCGUGGGAAGGAAGCACAUGAUGUAAAAUGUAUGUCAAAAUUGGUUAAAAGCAAAAGAAGAAAUAAAUAAUAGAGGAAAUGAAACAUAGUGCCAACCUUACGUAAUCCAUAGUUGAAUUCAAAAUCUUCAAACUUCGUUUCUAACUUCACAACUCUUUCUUUCUUUCUUUCCUCGCAACACUACAAACUGCAAUCACAAUGAUAUAUACAACACAAAACAACAUUCGUUAUUAACAACAACAACAACCUUAAACUAUUCAUUCCCUCUACUCUUGUCUUGUUUUUGUAGAUAACUAUAGUUAUACAUAAUUCAUACAUAUAUAAACAUAAUUAGUAACCAUAAUUAUAGUUAAACCUUUAAUUAAACCAAGAUGAUGCGAAUUGUGGCGUUUAUCUUUAUACUCACUGCCGCGUUCUUAUCUACGGCGGUUAUAUCUGGAUCGCCGGCGACACUUACAUUAGAAAGAGCUUUUCCGACGAAUCACGGAAUUGAGUUGAAUCAGCUCAAAGCUAGAGACUUGUUAAGAAAUCGGAGAAUUUUACAGUCUUCAAACGGUGUUGUUGAUUUCGAUGUUCAUGGUACCUUUGAUCCCUUCCAAGUUGGGCUAUAUUUUACAAAGGUGCAGUUGGGUACUCCUCCAGUGGAAUUUUACGUGCAGAUUGACACCGGCAGUGAUGUUCUCUGGGUCAGUUGCAGCUCCUGCAGUGGUUGUCCACAGACAAGUGGAUUGCAGAUUGAGCUCAACUUUUUUGACCCCGGGCAUUCAUCAACAUCAUCUUUAAUCUCUUGUUCUGACCGAAGGUGCAGCAGCGGUAUACAAUCAUCAGAUGCAACCUGUUCCAGUCAGAACAAUCAGUGCUCUUACACUUUCCAGUAUGGAGAUGGUAGUGGAACAUCAGGCUAUUAUGUGUCAGAUACGAUGCAUUUGGAUACUAUUUUCGAAGGAUCCGUGACUACAAAUUCUUCAGCUCCAGUAGUGUUCGGUUGUAGUAACCAACAGAGUGGAGAUUUGACAAAAUCUGACAGAGCAGUCGAUGGUAUAUUUGGAUUUGGUCAACAGGAAAUGUCUGUGAUCUCUCAGCUUUCCUCACAAGGGAUUGCUCCUAGAGUAUUCUCACAUUGUCUUAGAGGAGAUAGCACUGGUGGAGGAGUAUUGGUUCUCGGUGAGAUCGUGGAACCUAACAUAGUUUAUACUCCACUUGUUCCAUCACAGCCUCAUUACAACUUAAAUCUACAGAGCAUCUCUGUCAAUGGCCAGGCAUUGCAAAUCGAUGCAUCAGUUUUUGCAACAUCAAACAACCGAGGUACCAUCGUUGAUUCUGGAACAACUUUGGCAUACCUUGCAGAAGAAGCUUAUGAUCCGUUUGUUAAUGCGAUUACUGCUACGAUACCACAAUCUGUACGCACUGUUGUUUCCAGGGGAAAUCAGUGCUUCUUAAUUACUAACAGUGUCACCGACAUUUUCCCUCAAGUGAGUCUGAACUUUGCUGGUGGUGCAUCACUGGAUUUAAGACCACAGGACUACCUUAUACAGCAGAAUUCUAUUGGUGGUGCAGCAGUGUGGUGUAUUGGCUUUCAGAAAAUCCAAGGUCAAGGGGUGACAAUUCUAGGAGAUCUUGUAUUAAAAGAUAAAAUUGUUGUUUAUGAUCUGGCCGGUCAACGAAUUGGAUGGGCUAACUAUGACUGUUCUUUGUCGGUUAAUGUCUCUGCAGCAAUUGGCACCGGCAGAAGUGAAUUUGUGAAUUCCGGAGAGAUAAGUGGAAGCACUUCUUUACAUGACGGACUUAAGUUGUCAAAGACAGGGUUUUUGGCUUUCUUUGUAACCUUGAUUUGCUGCUUUGUGUUUUUAUAGUAUUUAUUUAUGCAGUGAGAUAUAGAUAUAAUAUUCUUUUUCCUAUGUAUAUUCUAUUUCCACUGUAUAUUUGUGAUAAUUGGAGAGACCACAUAAUAUUUUCAACAUUGUUUGUGUUGUGCCUCAUUUCUGCACAAUAGGUUUUUCAGGUUUAGGUUUAGUUGAUUCUGUAGAAUCUAAGCAUUAGUUACUCAUCUGUUACUUUUCAUCAGUUUUGUAAAUUACUUCACAGGAUUAUUGAUUGAAUUGCUUAUACAAGUUAUAUAAUAUAGUUUUUUUUUUA